Phalaenopsis equestris is the source of this 963-nucleotide messenger RNA. RefSeq lists its product as uncharacterized. The coding region runs from base 1 to 963 and encodes 320 amino acids. The record is from RefSeq and is a predicted model, not a curated record. The transcript is spliced from 2 exons. Gene Ontology annotation, molecular function: RNA-DNA hybrid ribonuclease activity; nucleic acid binding. Lineage: Eukaryota; Viridiplantae; Streptophyta; Magnoliopsida; Asparagales; Orchidaceae.
AUGUUCACCCUGGAGAGGUUACCAAGAAGGUUGGACUCCAAGAUUUGGACACACAUGCUCAAGGGGAGAGAGGAGAUUGACAAAUAUCUUAUCUGGGAACUGGGAAAGGGAGAGAUCAACUUCUGGAAGGAUAAUUGGUGCCCUGCUAAUCAAUUGGAGCCCCUACAGAAUGGAAAAGAUGAAGAAUUACUGGUUAAAGACUGUUGGAAUGGCAAUGAGUGGUUUGAGGAUGCCUUGAAAAAAAUCUUGAAAGAUUCUGCUGCUAGAAAUGAUAUUUUGAAGCUGAAAGGAUUGAAAGGCCCCUCAAGAUGUCACAUAUUCAACAAUAAUCAAGAAUCUAGUGAUCAUCUCUUUUUCUGGUGCAAUUUUGCUAUGGAGGUUUGGAACAAGCUGAACUCUAACAGUAACCUGAACCUGUUGAAUGUGGGCUGGGGCAAUUUAAAAGAUAGUUUGAGAGACUGGCAGGAAAUUAACCUGAUGCCUCUUCCCUUCAUUGUUGCUUGGUUUAUUUGGAAUGCUAGAAACAAGGUGAAGCAUGAGGAUAGUGUGUCUCCUUCUGAUUCUAUGGCAACUAACUGCCAGUCCUAUUUACAUAAGCUGAUCAAUUGGAAGAAGUUCCCUCAGAUAUUGAAGUAUAUGACCAAUAUUGAUUUUAAACACUCUAUUGUUAUUAAGGUUAGAUGGGAAAAGCCUCCUCAUCCUUUCAUUAAAAUAAAAACUGAUGGAAACUUCACAAAUAAGAGAGCUGGUAUUGGAGGUAUUUUCAGAGAUCACACAGGCAAAGUUUUGCUUUAUUUUAAGGCCCCCUACAUUGCUGAAGAUGCUUUGAAAACAGAAGCUGUUGCUCUUCACUGGGCUUUAAAAUUUGCUAAGGAAGUCAAGUGGAAUUGUAUUAUUGCUGAAGUAGACUCUUCACACCUGGUGGAGCUAGUCACUGCCACCCCUUCCCCCCUUGGCACAUAA